This is a messenger RNA of Cucumis melo (muskmelon), 2082 nucleotides long. Its product is annotated as U-box domain-containing protein 38. Gene Ontology annotation, biological process: protein ubiquitination. Lineage: Eukaryota; Viridiplantae; Streptophyta; Magnoliopsida; Cucurbitales; Cucurbitaceae. Gene Ontology annotation, molecular function: ubiquitin-protein transferase activity; protein binding. The record is from RefSeq and is a predicted model, not a curated record. The transcript has a single exon. Gene Ontology annotation, cellular component: cytoplasm; nucleus. The coding region runs from base 322 to 1935 and encodes 537 amino acids.
UAACUCUAUAGUAAUUUAUUUAAGUAAAAGAAAUUGAUUUUUCUGACAUAUGACACCGUGGGAGGACUGUUUCUUAGACCAUGAAAAAUAAAAUUGUAAUUGAAAAUAAUAAAAAGCCAUUUCCCUGGUCGUUGACCAGUCAACCCAAAAAUUAGACCCACAAAAACCAAACCAAACCCACAGCACUACAAUGCCCUAAAAGCACACACCUCAGCUCAGCUCAGCUCUCCCUUCUCCGUUGUCUCCUUCUUCUCUCUCUUUUUCUUCACUCAAUUCUCUGUACAAUUGGUUUCCUCCUCAAGUUUGUUCAUUUCUGUAUGUAUGGGUGGCAAUGGCAAAUCCCGGUGGAAAUUUCUCUUCCCCCAUCGUCGUAAUUCUAGGCUUCAAUCCAACGAUCCUCCUAAAGAGUUCCUUUGUCCUGUUUCUGGUUCGUUAAUGGCGGACCCUGUUGUCGUUUCUUCUGGACAGACGUUUGAGCGGGUUUCUGCUCAGGUUUGUAGAAAUUUAGGGUUCUCCCCUGUGUUAGAUGAUGGUUCUAAGCCGGAUUUCACUACUGUGAUUCCUAAUUUAGCUAUGAAGAAGACAAUUCUUCAUUGGUGUGAGAAGUCCGGUGCUCGGAAUCUUCAACCGCCUGAUUACACCUCCGUUGAAAGCCUUGUUACUGCAUUGAUGGAGAAGGAGAAACCUCAAGGCGGGAUUGGGGAUUCCUCGGAUAGGGAUUUGUUAGAGGGGGUAUCGGAUUUGCCGCCAGUGGAUUUCUCGCACGCUGCGACGGAGUAUGGACACCGUCCCGAACGGUUUUACACCAGCUCGUCGGAGGAGUCAGUCGUCGUUGGGGGAAGCCCGGGACCGUUCACGACUCGACCUGCGUGUUACUACUCGUUUUCGUCUUCUUCGUCGGAAACUGUGGAAAACGAAGCGCUCAUCCAAACCCUAGGCCCGAAUUCAUCGAUUUCCGAAGAUGAGAAGAAUUUUUUAACGAAGCUCGAGAGUCCCGAUGUGUUUCAGCAAGAAGAAGGCGUUGUUUCGCUAAGAAAAAUCACGAAAGCCGAUGAGAAUAUUAGGGUUUCCCUUUGUACGCCUCGGAUUCUUUUCUCUCUCCACCGGUUGAUAAAGUCGAGAUACCCCAAAGUGCAGAUCAACGCCGUCGCCUCUCUUGUAAAUCUCUCCCUCGAAAAGCCGAACAAAUUAAAGAUCGCCCGGUCAGGAUUGGUUCCAGACUUAAUCGAUGUGCUUAAAGGAGGACAUUCCGAAGCUCAAGAACACGCCGCCGGAGCGCUCUUCAGCCUAGCUUUAGAGGAUGAAAAUCGGAUGGCGAUCGGAGUUCUCGGCGCGCUACCGCCACUCCUUUACGCACUCCGAUCGGAAAGCGAGCGAACUCGAGACGAUUCAGCUCUGUGUCUCUACAACCUAACAAUGAUUCAGAGCAACCGAGUGAAGCUUGUCAAACUCGGCGCCGUAACGACUCUACUUUCCAUGGUGAAAUCAAGAAACUCGACGAAUCGACUGCUAUUAAUCCUCUGUAACAUGGCCGUGUGCCAGGAGGGAAGGUCCGCAAUGCUAGACGCCAACGCCGUCGAACUUUUGGUCGGAAUGCUGAGGGAGAAAGAGCUGAACUCCGAAUCAACUCGCGAGAACUGCGUUGCGGCAUUGUACGCACUGAGCUACGGAAGCAUGAGAUUCAAAGGAUUGGCGAAGGAAGCUGGAGCCAUGGAGGUUUUGAGGGAGAUUGUCGAGAGAGGAAGCGAGAGGGCGAGAGAGAAAGCAAAGAAGAUAUUGGAGAGAAUGAGAACGAGAGGGAGAUUCGAUGAAGACGACGAUGACGAUGACAAUCCCGACGGCGAGUCGGGUUUUGAGAGAGGUGGACUCAGUUCCACUCGGUACCCAAUCGGUGGUGGAAGAUUUCCCAGCUCGGCCAAUACGGUGCCGUUUUGACAACAAUUCCUUCUUCUAGAUGUGUUCUUUUGGGUUUUGAUUAUUGGGUUUGUUCCCUUGUUUGUAAACUAAUGUAAUUAAUGGUUUUUUCCCCUCUAAAAACCCUUCAAGUUAGAUUCGAAGAAUAUGUAUUCUAUUUAUUUUUAA